This is a messenger RNA of Nelumbo nucifera (sacred lotus), 2681 nucleotides long. RefSeq names its product Tetratricopeptide repeat (TPR)-like superfamily protein. Gene Ontology annotation, molecular function: RNA binding; protein binding. NCBI's taxonomy places the organism in Eukaryota, Viridiplantae, Streptophyta, Magnoliopsida, Proteales, Nelumbonaceae. Gene Ontology annotation, biological process: RNA modification. The record is from RefSeq and is a predicted model, not a curated record.
AAUCCUUGCAACCAAACACCCUCCAAUAGUCCUCCAGAACCAGAGCCAGGAAUCCAUGACCUCAACUCUUCAAGGUCGGUCUCCAAGUCGCAACGGCACAAAGGAUGAAGGAGGCAUUUUAAAUUAUUUUUCGGAAAUCGUAACAAAAAGCGAGGGAAUACUUGCAGCACAGACGACCCCUUAUCAGGGCCUAGUUGGUUGAAGUAAAAGCGAAUUAAAAUUGCGAUAAGUUGCAGACAUGGAAGAAGAGGAAGAAGCUCUGCAUUUUUCGGUAAUAUGAUUGGUCGUCUCCAGGCCUUAGAGAAGAAAUUUGGUCUGCCUUUGAUAUUUUGUAAGAAUUUUUCUGUACCCAUUUCGAAUAAAAGCUCACAGAAUCUAACAUCUUAUUAUUCUAAUCUCAUAGACCGUUGUCUCUCAUUGAGAUCUUUGGUUUAUGCUAAACUCCUACAUGCCCAGUUGAUAAAAAUUGGCUUGAGUGGCUAUACUUUUCUGGGUAACCGUUAUAUCGAUCUCUAUUCCAAACUAAGUACUAUUGAUGAUGCUUUGCAAGUGUUUGAUGAAAUACCCAACAAGAACUGUAUUACUUGGAAUUUGUUGUUGAUGGUUUUAAUUAAAUUCGGGCGUCUUGAGAGGGCACACGAUUUCUUUGGUAUUAUGCCCGAGAGAGAUGUUGUCAGUUGGAACUCAAUGAUUUCAGGCUAUGCUGCAAAUAGUCUAGCUAAUUCUGCAUUAGAAGUUUUCAGAGAAAUGCAAAGGGUUGGUGUAAGACCUAGUGGAUUCACAUUCUCGCUUGUGUUGUCCUUUGUUUGGUCUGCUGAUCAUGGUAAGCAGAUUCAUGGGUGUGUUGUUAGAAGUGGUUUGAAUUUGUCCAAUGUAGUGAUAGGAAAUUCUUUGAUUGACAUGUAUGGGAGAUUCACUCUUGUCCGUUAUGCUUUUAAUGUAUUUCUUUCAAUGAAGGAAUUGGAUAUUAUUUCUUGGAACUCCCUUAUGUCGGGGUUACAAAAAUCAGGUUAUAGAGACUGGGCGUUGGAUCAGUUCUGUUUGAUGAGAUCUACUGGGCAUUGUCCAGAUCAUUUCACAAUGUCAAUGGUGAUCACCAUUUGUUCCAACUUGUUGAAUUUGGAAAAAGGUAAGCAAGCUUUUGCCCUCUGUAUCAAGAUGGGGUUUCUUUCUAAUUCCAUAGUUCUAAGUGCCAUCAUUGACAUGUUUUCCAAAUGCAACAGAUUGGAGGAUUCACUUCGGGUUUUUGAAGAAGUACCUAGAUGGGAUUCCUCAGUUUGCAAUUCUAUGAUCUCAGCUUAUGCAAGGCAUGGGUUUGAGGACAAAGCGCUAUGGCUAUUUGUGUUGACUUUGAGGGAGAACUUGAGGCCUACAGAGUUUACGCUCAGCAGUGUUCUAAGCAGGGAUUCCUCAGUUUGCAAUUCUAUGAUCUCAUCAUGCCUUUUGCCAGCAGAGCAGGGCACUCAAAUCCACUCUUUGGCUCUUAAAAUGGGGUUGGAUUCUGAUGCAAUUGUUGCUUGUUCACUGAUGGACAUGUACAGCAAAUCUGGGUCAGUGCAUUCUGCAUUGAAAAUCUUUCCUAAAAUGAGUACCAGAGACUUGGUAUUUUGGAAUAGCAUGAUCAUGGGUUUUGCUCGAAAUGGAUGUGAGUUUGAAGCCUUAAAAUUAUUUGAAGAGCUACUUGAGAGUGGUUUACAGCCAGAUGAAAUAACGUUCUCUGGGGUUCUAUUGGCUUGUAGCAAUGGUGGUUUGGUCAAUGAAGGGAUGCAUGCAUUUUUGUCUAUGGUGGAGAAAUACGGUAUCAUUCCCAGGGAUGAGCAUUAUGCUUGUAUGGUAGAUAUGAUGGGCCAAGCAGGUAAACUUGCAGAAGCAAUGGAUAUUAUUGAAACAAUGCCUCAUGAGCCAAAUGCUUCCAUUUGGGGGUUAUUUCUUCGUGCAUGUGUAAUUCACGGGAACUUGAAACUCAUGGAAAUAGUUGCAGAAAGGGUGCUGGAGUUGAAACCAAUCUCAUCUCUUCCUUACUUGGUGUUGGCUCGUACAUAUGGGAUCAAGGGCAAAUGGGAGAGUGUGGUUCGAGUAAGGAAGGCCAUGAAAGAGAGAGGUGUGAAGAAGGUGAAUGGCUGCAGUUGGAUUGGGAUCAGGAACCAAGUACUUGUUUUUAAGACAAACCAAAUACAACAUUGUGGAGGAGAAAUUUAUUCGAUAUUGCAGUUACUACUUUGUGAAAUGGCAGAUGAGGGUUACAUCCUUCAACAGCACAAUGUAGUUGAGGAUGGAGGUGAACAGUGAAUAAGUAUUUAACCAUUCUUGUACUUACUACAGAUCUUAACUUUCUCUCUGACAUGACCCAACAUGAAUUUGGCUGCCAAAAUCAGUUGGUGUUCAGCUGACCCCAUAUAGUUGGGAAAAGACUUAGUUGAGUUGAAAAUCAGUUGGUGUUCAGGGGAGGGGAGAUUCAAGUUCAUGUUGCUAAGCCCCUCAUUACAUUCCUUAGAAGAGUGUUGUGCAUUUCUAGUGGAGUUAAAAUUACCUGUGUAGAUUUAUUUUGGUUCAGAUAAUUUAGUGUUCACGGGAGGGGAGAUUCAAGUUCAUGUUGCUAAACCCCUCAUUACAUUCCCUAGAAGAGUGUUGUGUAUUUCUCAGUGGAAUUAAAAUUACCUGUGUAGAUUUAUUUUGGUUCA